Messenger RNA from Morone saxatilis (striped sea-bass), 5146 nucleotides. RefSeq names its product solute carrier family 29 member 1a (gene slc29a1a). NCBI's taxonomy places the organism in Eukaryota, Metazoa, Chordata, Actinopteri, Moronidae. The record is from RefSeq and is a predicted model, not a curated record. Gene Ontology annotation, cellular component: plasma membrane. Gene Ontology annotation, molecular function: nucleoside transmembrane transporter activity. Gene Ontology annotation, biological process: uridine transmembrane transport; nucleoside transmembrane transport.
UCUCCGUGCCAGCUGCAUGAAUGCGGAGCGUUGAGUUUUGCUGCUGAAUGAGAGCAGAGAAAAACAGACAGAUGAAUGCAUGAGCGUUGUUGCCCACGAAGCGACGUGCUGCUCACAUGUGAGGGCAUCGCGGGGGCCAGUUGUGUGAGGCUGCAGAGGAAGAUGAAGGCUGACCUCUCUUUGGACUGGGGGCCAGAGGUUGAGACUUGUACACAAUCUGAGUUGAGGCAUCGCAGCAGGUGACAGUUGACUGACCCCCCGCGCCGUUCAUCCUUGUAUCGGAUUUGGACUUUCCCAAGGAGCUUUGAACGCCACAUUAUUCCGCUGUUUCUGAGUUGAGAGUGAGUGCAUCAGACACAACAAGCCUGCACAGACUGUAAUGAUAAGACCUGGUUGCCACCCUGAUUAAAACCCUGACUGAGCACGUGCCUCUGGCAGUUUGACGAGAACCAUGACGGCCAUCAACGCACCUCGGGACAAAUACAAUGCAGUGUGGAUCAUUUUCUUCAUCCUGGGCCUGGGAACCCUCUUACCGUGGAAUUUCUUCAUGACGGCAACGAUGUAUUUCACAAGCAGGCUGAAGGACCCACCCACUGACCUCUUCUCCAAUCAGACGACAAAUGAGACGUCCAGUGCGGGCGGGGACACUCGCACUGUGCUGGAGUCGAAGUUUAACAACGUAAUGACGCUCUGCGCCAUGGUACCUCUGCUCAUUUUCACCUGCCUCAACUCCUUCAUACACCAGAGGAUUCCUCAGAAGCUGCGGAUCUCUGGCAGCCUGGCAGUCAUCUUCGUGGUCUUCCUGUUGACGGCCGUGUUAGUGAAGGUGGACGUGGCCCCACUGCCCUUCUUCACCCUCACUAUGAUCAAAAUUAUCUGCAUCAACUCGUUCGGGGCGAUUCUUCAGGGCAGUCUGUUCGGGCUUGCAGGGAUUCUGCCUGCCUCCUACACCACACCCAUCAUGAGUGGACAGGGGCUGGCUGGAACCUUCGCUGCUUUCUCCAUGAUCUGCGCACUGGCCAGUGGAUCAGCCCUGCAGGACAGCGCUUUUGGUUACUUCAUCACAGCCUGCGUUGUCAUUCUGUUGGCCAUAUUGUCCUACCUCACUCUGCCUAGGAUGGAGUUUUUCCAGUACUAUAUGGAGAGUAAUAGAUCCAGACCCUCUGCUGAUGAGGAGAACAAGAUGGACUUGCUCAAAAAAGAGAGUCCAGCAGAAAAGCGGCCGGUGGUGAGUCUGGUGGAGGACGAGGCCAAACCCAGCGUGUCUGUGGUAAACAUCUUCAAACAGAUCUGGGUGAUGGCUCUGUCAGUGUGCUUCAUCUUCACCGUCACCAUCGGAACAUUCCCAGCCGUAACAGUCGAGGUCAGGUCCACAGUAGCGCAAGAAGGAGACGCCUGGGGAAGGUGCCACAGCAUGAGUCGGAGACCGCGGGGGCCAUCAUGGCCUUCUUCUUGUCCCUUGGCCUGGCGCUGGGUGCCGCAGUCUCAUUUGCUUUCCGGGCCAUGGUCUAAAAUCUCCAGUAGACCUUUCAGUAGAUGUAGAUUAGACCACUUCCAACACUCUCCCCGUCUUUACCCGUCUUUACCCGUUAGUGGGAGAACCUUUCAAUAACUGGACUAGCCACACUCCUCUACGACUGUCUCCAGCUGAGUGGAGAUAGAAGACUAGAGAACCUCGGUCUUCUGUAGUAUACAGUAGAGACUCGUCUCAUACAGCCAUUUUGGCGAAAAAUAUAAGCUAAAACAUGUUACUGAAUUUUUCUUUUCCUGUUUCUUGGUGAUAUUUUCCAACCGAUGCCAUUGAUCAAACAAGCAAAUCUAAACCAAAAGUCGUAGUGGACUUAGCAGGAAUUCUUCAAGGUGUGUUUUAAAUUUCCCUAAAUCUUGAGCCCAGGCAGUGUCAAUGACGACCUCUGUCACACAGAGUAUCCCAGAGCCUCGUUCACAAAAUGUUCUUUUGCACACACAAAAAAAAAGACAAUAAUGAUAAAAUGUUGGAAUGCGAUAAUGUUUUGAUCCUAUGUAAAAUGACUAUUUCUUUCACUUUCUUUAAACAUUCACAUUCUUUAGAAAUCAUAUAAAGUUUUAAGGGUGUGUAAAUAAAGUCUUAACACAUUUUCUUUUUAUAAACGAGGCUCUUGGAUUCUGGCGUUUGGCUCGUCUACAUUCAACCCAUCAGUUUAUGAACUGAUCCUCAACAUGACUGUUAAAAAAAAAAAAUGUUUGCACAUCAAACAUGAGCGUUACAUCACUCCGGACUGUUGCAGCUUUUAACUCUGAUCAAGCCAAAAACAUAAAGACAACAUGGGAAAAUGAUGAACUUUGAAGGGAGGUCAUGACCCAUCAAACGUGUGUGUGUGUGUGUGUGUGCAUGUGUGCGUGCGUGCGUGUGUGUGUAAACUUAUGCAUAGCAAGUUGUUUAAUUCUCAAAGAAUGUAAGGACGGUCUAAAUCCUGAAGACGAGGUUUUGAUCAAAUUUUGGGCGACUUACCAUCAUUGUGAUUAGAGAGCCGUGUUUUGUAUUUGUCGCUCGUGUAGUUUUUAGAUGAAGUCGUACCGGCGUGGGUCCGUUUGGUUUUCUCUGAAAAACAUUCUGAUACUUCAGAUUGUCUCGAUUUCACCGAAUAGGAACAGAGGUCGCAUUUUUUGUCUAGAUUUUUCAGCCCACAUUGUGAAGUUUUAACUGUUACUGUGUCUUCCUGAUUAACACACACACAGAGAUUUUGCCACGAUUGAACGCACGAAGAGAAGAAGAGAUGCGGCAGACAUGAAACGUGCCAUUGUGAGUGAGAUUAGGAGGCUUUCUCGAGCCUGUGACAUUUCUCAUAAAACGUGUUCGCCUGGAAGUUUUAUAUCACAAGUAGUUUUUAGUAUAUUUUUCAAACUUUACCACCUCGCUGAGUUAGCUAUGUUAUUACGACGGGGGCAGAGUGAGACCUUGUGCCUGUCAUUGUUAUUUUGUUUCUUUGCAUUGUUGUGUCCUUUUUUGAUGCCCUUUUUUUUUUAAGUCUGCUCUAGUUGUACACAAUAUAACAGCCUGUUUGUUUGAAAGCACAACGUUAGUCUGUUGUUCCCUGUUUUUGUUGCUAUGGGAGUCUGGACCAUUAAAAUGUUGCUUAUACUGCAGCUUAAAACCGUUAUGUGAUAAAUAAAACAGUGUAUUUUUAAGAAUCUGGCUCCUCCUGUUGGUCAUUUUUGGAAACUCGCCACUCAAACAUCUCAGCUGAUACAGUCGGAGAUGAGUACUGUGUUAUGAAACAUCUGGACACAGAGGCUUCUUCAGGUCCCUCUGCUGAUACAAGCAGCCCUCUACUUAGUUAUCUUGAACGUACAGUAUAAACUGGCUGGGUUGCUCAGCUGAUCACCGCUGAUCUUUUCCUUGUGCUGCCUCUGCAUGUGACUGAAUAAUGAAGUUAGCUGAGGGACACAAAUGCCUCAGUGUUAGUUCCAGAGAAAUGUUCUUUCUUUCUUAGUAACUUCUUUAUGAAUCAAGGCCACUGAUUGAGCAACUCUCAAACUGCUCAAAGAAAACUCUUCUUAAUACUACUGCCCUGAAAUGUAACAAUUUAACAUUGAGAGAACAAAUAAGUAGAAAACGUCUACUCCUUUUCAGCUUUCCCAUGACAGUUUCUCUACGUUGUUUACACACAUUUCUUAAAAUAAACCUCAAGUUACCAUUAAACACACUUAUCCCCAGACUAUACACCCAGCUCACUAAACCUCACAUUUCCCACCAAAAUUAAGCACUGGUAUCAAUUACAGUAAACAACUUUCAGAAUUGCAUGUAUCCUUUAAAAACAUCACUAAGCAGUGUAUGUGGGAACUUUUUGGUUGAAGUGCAUUCGAAGUUGGCACAAAGGGUGUAAUUUCCAUUUCUCCCAUCUACCCUUACACUAUGUUGGGUUGAUUUCCCUAAUGAAAUCUCUGAACACUUGUCUUACUGCCCAGCUGUUCUCUUUGAUUGUGUGUUGUAUAUUUUUCUAUGAUCAUUUUAACUUAUUUACUAUGUAAACAAACUGAAGGGAAGACCUACAAUUCUCAGGGCUGACAGAGUAGGUCUACGGCCAAUGUUGUUUUUUGGGUAUAUUCUAUCUAGUUAUAUUCUCGUACAUUUUUUUUUUUACAUCAAAGACAAAUUAGUAUUUUUGUUGAAGCUGCUGAUAUAACAGUUAUCUGUUAAACUAUUUUAAAGCAGCAUUAGGAACUGCCCCUGUGGACAAAUGUUGGUAGGGUUUCCACAGCCUCAUUUCAUUGAUUUCAAGGGGAAUCGGACCAAAUCCAACCUGUUGACAGGCAUUAAGAAUAGCUCUACAGAAAUAGCCAGUUAAAACUCCUUGUAGUAGCUUUAAGUACAGUUAGUGCAUUAAAAGCAUUUGGUUUCUAUGUAACUCUUCAUUGUGUCCACACUGAAACCAAAUCUAGCACAGUAGAUACACAUGGAUUUUACAAUGAAGACCCUCUGCAUAACUUUGCUAAGAAAUGUGCUGCGUUGCUUUGUGUUGGCAGCGUGAGUGCAAUGGACGAAAUGUGAUACACGAGGAAAUGUGUUUAGAGAACUGUGCUUGAAUGUAAAAGCUGUGUAAGGAAUACUGUACAACUGAAAUGUGAGACAUUGCGUCUUGGUCAUGUGGUUCAAAUAAAGUCUCUCCAAAAAAGAACAGACGAAAAAGGAGCCGAAAGAAUUGUAUAGAUCAUUUAUUCUUAAGGUAAACAUUUUAUUCAAAAAUAAAUUACCAGAGAUAUCUUUAAAAGGCAGACAGACAUUGUCUCCAAACCCACUCAUCACAACCAAAAGAUUUUCCUAUCAGAAUCCAAAUAUUCACACGUUUCUAUUAACCUCUGUCCUCAUGAGGAGACAACUAGUGUAAACCCUACAGCAGCAACUUAUCGCUCUUAAACAAACCACAGACUGUUAAGUUGAUCAAGAGAAGAAGAAAAAAAAACAGCCAUUGUCAACUGAUUCACUAUAAAAUGUAUACAAAGUUUAUUUAAAUAUUUAAUUCGACAUACAUGCCCGAUUUGUAAUAUGUGAACACAGAAAAAGAGAGACUGUACGGUACGAGACUGGCGCUUGAGGUGAGAAAUUAUGUGGAUGGAUUCAACGCGAAAGAGCUCAGACAGAUGUGAUGCAGCUGUUGAAGUAAAA